AUGGCCGCCGUCGAACCCUCCGCCGCCACCACCGGCGACGCCCCCAUCAGCUAUUCCCCCGCAGCCCCGUACUCCGCCCGCCUCCGCGAAGCACUGACCACCCUCUCCGAGGCUUGCGACUCCGGCAACUCCAAUGCUUCUGAAACCGCCUCCUUCACCAUCUCCGACAUUCUUGACACCGCAGCCGUCGUAAGUGCCGAGGCCGAUGACGGGAGCGACGACAGCGAAGAUGCGUCAAGGCCAGGGGCCUCCGAAGAGCUGCUCCGCGAGGUGCUCGAGUUUCUCUCGCGCCCGUCAUCGAUCUCGAACCAGAUGGCCCUUGACGCGCUCUCCCUUGUGCUUCCCAAAGCUGUGGCGAAGCUAGGGGCUCAGAUGGGGAGAUGCCGGGAUGUUGCCGCGGCUAUCCUCAAGUUCUUCGUGUCGAAUUGCAGUCCGAGGGACAUGCUCUCCAUCCUCUGUGAGGCAUUAGAUGCACCAAUGGAGCUACCAAAUGGCUUAUCCAGUUUUGUUCUUCUACUCGAUGCACUUGCUAAAGUGCUUACUUUAAUUCAGAGGCGAUAUAUCGAGCAAGUAAAGGUGGCACUACCUGUUGUCCUUAAAGUUAUGCAUGCUGCUGUAUCAGAAUGUGUUGAGGAACAUGGAAGUGCUGCUGUUGAUCUCUUCAAUGCAGCACAUGGCAUUGGCAAUGCCAUUCAAGAAAUGUGCAAAUCAAUGUUCAACAAAAACAAAGAUCUCUAUGCAAUUCUUGGUUUAUACUCCCUUCAGAAUAUAGCUCUUGUAUCACGAAGCAGACAGCAGGAUAUUCUCUCUGCUUGUGGUUCAGUUGUUUUUCAGAGUUUCAGAUUUCUUAAAUCUAGUGGAUUCACCUGUCUUGGUCUGCUAACGGGCAGUGAUGUCACAGCGGCAAUUGAUAAACUUUCCAAAGAGGAAGAUGCUGAUUUUGUGGAGUAUUUUUCCUUUGCUAUGGAUGGUGCAGCACUUUCAGUUGUGUGGACACAUAUGUAUGAUGAUAAUGAUAUGUCAAAGUAUGCUGGAGAACAGUUGGAAUUAGCACUGAAGGAAGUUCAGGGCAACCAUAUGAAGAAAUGGGAAGCAAUUAACAUGCUUAAACAUGUCCUAUCCUCAAUUCAUUACCCAUGGAUAAUCAAAUCCCAUGGUUUAAACUUAAUGCUGAUUCUAGCUGGUGAAAAUCAUGUUGAAGAGAUCAAUAAUCAUGUAGAUUUCACAUGCUAUGCUCCUCGUAUUUAUGCAACACUCAAGGCCAUUGAAAGCGUUAUGAUGGCUGCCCCUGUGGCAUUGGUGCGGAAAAAAGCUUUUGUUGCUUUGAAAAAGGUUAUUUCAAUGGUGCCAUCAUCUCAGAGAUUUGACAUCUUACAUGCUCUUGUAAACAAUAGUACAUCUCCAUCCUUGACUGCAAUUCUCCUUGAUCUAGUGAGGGAGGAAGUUUCGAGAGAGAGUCGCCGAGCUGACAAUGAUUGUGUUGAAGAUGAUGGAUUUCGAGGUAACGGGUUGCCGCGCUGGGCAUCUCAUGCACUUAAGUUAGUCGAGCUGAUUUUGAGGCCUCCAGAAGGUGGUCCUCCUUGCCUUCCUAAUCACAGUGAACAGGUAAUAUCAGCUCUAAACUUGCUAAGAUUUAUUCUGAUAAUAGAUUCAAGAGGAGAAAGAUCUGGAAAAUUGUUUGAGAAAGAGACAUUGCACAAGGUGCACUUGGAGUGGCUGACCCCAUUAAGACCAAUCGUGGCGGAAAUUCAGUUGGAAAAUGAAAAGGAUGCUGAUGAGAUUACAAAUGAGAUAGCGUGCACGUUAAAUCUUGUUCAAUUGGUGCUAUACCGCUGCAUCGAGUUGGUGGAGGAAAAGUUGAAGGGCUGCUAA
This is a messenger RNA of Miscanthus lutarioriparius, 1872 nucleotides long. The record is from the annotation of a GenBank genome assembly. NCBI's taxonomy places the organism in Eukaryota, Viridiplantae, Streptophyta, Magnoliopsida, Poales, Poaceae.